CUAUAGCCCUAUAAGCGAUUCUUAAAUCACAGUGAUAAAAUCACCGGUAGUGAAAUAUCGCUCAUCACUACUUGGUGGAACCCAAAACAAAACUAAAAUGUCAACACCAGAGAAGAAAGGCACUAAUUUUACCGAAAAGUUGACUCCUGUUCGAUUAGUUCUGGAUAGCCCACGGUUAAAAUCAGCUUCGGAGGAUGCAAAUUUUACAGCAUGUAAAGCUCGCUUAAAAGCGAUUGUUUCUCUUCUACAGGACAAUUAUUCCAAAUGGCAAUUAGCGCAAAAGAGGGGUACAACGAUUUGUACAUCGAUUGAGGCAAUUAAGACACGCGCUUUAGAGACGAAGGAAUCUUGUAAUCAAAUCAUUGGGGAGCAUCGAGAUACAAUUUAUCCAAACGGGUUAAAACCAUACGCGAAGAAGUUAAGAUUGAUUGCGUCUAUAUUCGAAGACAUCACAAAAAGCACAGAAGAUUCACUGCGGCAGUUAAUUUCCCUAAGUAGGUUUCCGGGUAGUAAAGACAAAGUUUUCUAUCGUUCUUGGCAUUUGUCUCAAUAUAUCAACUUUGUGGAACAACUUCAUGGUCGUUAUAGAAAAGAAACCGAAGUGAAGCAAUACGUUGCCCGUAAGUGGACAGGAGAGUUGCCACAUUGCAUGAGCAGAGCAGAUUUGAUAUGUUGCACAACCGCUUGGGAAUAUCCACAAUACGUUGAUGUAUGGACGUCGCUAACGCUCGCAUUUCUAAGGGAGGAAAGUAAAUAAACGAAAAAGUUAUUUACGACUGAAUAUUUCUAUUUAAAUUAAUCGAAACCAGCGCUGCCGAAUUGAAGAUUUUGUCGUUUUUUUAGCCUAAUGACGUUUUGACGAUUUCCCCCCGUAAUGACGUUUUUUUUUUUAGUUUUUCAACCUAAUUGCAUAUGUAUGUAAAUUUUUUUUUAAAGGAAAACGUAGUCCAAAUUACAGCCAUGCAUUUAUCUCAUAUAUGUAAUACUUCUAUAUUGGCAGUAAGUUAACUUCUAAAUGUGUAAUCAAAGCGAGACAGUCUAGUACCG
Rhagoletis pomonella (apple maggot) is the source of this 1047-nucleotide messenger RNA. RefSeq lists its product as uncharacterized. The transcript has 3 exons. The coding region runs from base 98 to 757 and encodes 219 amino acids. NCBI's taxonomy places the organism in Eukaryota, Metazoa, Arthropoda, Insecta, Diptera, Tephritidae. The record is from RefSeq and is a predicted model, not a curated record.